GGGAAUUGUAGUUCACGGCGCGGGGCGCGCAGCGGCGGCCGUGACUGGCGGGACUCUGUUUCCCGGCGCGCCCCGCGGCGACCCCGGGGGGAGCGGGACCGGGCGCUCGCUGAGGAGCUGGGAAGCACCACAGAGAGCCAGGAGCCAACAAAUCAUCUCAACACCUCAAUGAGGCAUUAAGUCUGAUCUAUUGCUCUGUCUGAAACCUCACCAGGGAACACAAGUAUUAGAAAUGGCAGAAAAGGUGAAUAACUUCCCGCCGCUCCCCAAGUUCAUCCCUCUGAAACCAUGUUUCUACCAGAAUUUUGCUGAUGAAAUCCCCAUCGAUUACCAGUUCCUGGUGAAGAGAAUCUAUCAUGUGUGGAUCUUUUACUGCAUCACGCUGGCCGUGAACCUCAUCGCCUGCCUGGCCUGGUGGAUCGGGGGAGGCUACGGGGCCAACUUCGGCCUGGCCAUCCUCUGGCUGAUCCUCUUCAGCCCCUGUGGCUACGUCUGCUGGUUCCGACCUGCCUACAAAGCCUUUCGGUCGGACAGUUCCUUUAAUUUCAUGGCCUUUUUCUUCAUCUUUGGGGCGCAGUUCCUCCUCACGGUGCUGCAGGCGAUCGGCAUCUCCGGGUGGGGAGCGUGUGGAUGGUUGGCAGCCAUCACCUUCUUCAGCACCAGCGUGGCAGCUGCUGUGUUCAUGCUGUUCCCUGCCAUCAUGUUCACGAUGUCAGCAGUUGCAAUGCUCAUCUGCAUCAUAAGGGUACAUAAAAUCUACCGAGGGGCUGGUGGAAGCUUCCAGAAGGCUCAAGAUGAGUGGAACAGCGGCGCAUGGAGGAACCCUCCCAGCAGGGAGGCCCAGUACAGCAAUUUUUCUGGGAACAGCCUGCCAGAGUAUCCCACAGUGCCCAACUACCCCUCUGCAAACCAAUGGCCUUAAGCAGCAACAGCUGCAAACUGCCUGGAGUCUCUCCUUUUUGGUCUUUUUAUUCUUGUUCUUGGAAAAGAUCAUUUGCAUUCCCUCCCAAGCACCCCACUCAUCUCGAGGACCUUUCUGGUUCUUGUCUCCUGAUCCCUGAGGAAUAUCCGUGCUCUCAGCCCUUCCCACCUCCACUGCACUGCACGGCCAUGGCAGAAAGCUUUUUGUUUGCCUUGAGUCACCAGUAUUUGCCUCGUUGCAGACUAAGAACAAACCCUUCGCUGCCCUUGCUUGAGGGAAUCCUCUCCUGACCAUCCCUGGAAAAGGCUCAGCUUCCCCACGAUGGCAGCACUCCCACAGCUGCUCCUGCCCCUGCUCCUGCUCAGCUUCCAUGGAAUGCCCAGCACAGCAUCACGCCAUCUGUAGCAAAAGCAAUCAGAGCAUUAGUAGCAACUGGUGUUUACUCUCCUGGAUGAAUAAUGUGGAAUUUUUCACUCUAAGGGAAAUGCAGCACUUAAAUUAUUUGGUACUAGUGACACUGAAGUGUUUUGUGAAAGCUCCACCCUCCGUGGGAGGAUCCCUGCAGGUAACAGAGGUGCCCUGGGUGAGUCCUCGGAUGGGAAGUCCCCACAAUCCUCCUUUGCCUGCUCAGACUGUUGUGAUGCUACAGCUCUUGCUUUCCCUGCUGCCAAAACCUCUUGCUGGAUCUGUGUGUUCCAAAGGUACAGAUUCAUCUCCUUAGGUUCAUGAUUUCUCUGUAAAGCCUGAAUCAAAACCCAGUGGAAACCAGUGCAGAGCUGACACUGGGCCUUGGUGAUGUUCACCCUGGUACAGGGACUCAGCACGAGAUUUCCCCACCAUGUAACUUCCAGCCAGGUUUUGUGCUGGAUGCAAGAUAAUGAUUGAUCUCACUGCUGGAGCCCCAGUGUGGUUUGGAAAUGCUUCUGUUACAAUGAAUAGUUUAAUUCUGCCUUCUGGUGUAGCUGAACUCCAGAUGUUACAGUGGGAUCUGGGAGAUCAAGGGAAGUUUGUUGGUCCUCAUGGCUGCUGUUGGCUCUGUAGUUGGCAGGACUUCCAUGGGAGAGAGAUUCCUGCCUUUCUCCAAUGAUCAGCUGAAGGGAGGAUGAAGCUGUUGGGAGGGAUUGUUUUCCCUGAAAUUAUCCUCCACCUUGUCAUUCAUCUCCAUUCUGUGCCUGAGCCAUCCAAUUCCCUGUGUCCUACAGCGAUCCAGGCAGCAAAAGCUGCGGUUUCCUCUUCCCCCUCAGCCUGCUGUGAAUUUUUUAAAACCUGUCCAAACUGGGAGGUCAGUUCCCAAUUUUUUUAUAGGGAGUGAGUGUUUCAAGUCUGUGGCUUUCAAAGUUUUGGCCAAUGAUCCAGAGUGCUCCAUUUGGGAGAUCUAGGAGGGGUUGGGCACCCUGGGGAUCAGACCUGGAGCCUGCUGCCUUGGCAGGCUGUUGAUGGGGUUAUUCCAAAUUCCUAAAUUCACACUGAGCAACUGGAAAACACAACUGGCUCCUAGAAAGGGACAGGGACAUGGUCCUAGCUAGGUGGAAUUGAUUUGCAAGUGGUCUUUUGAAAUUUUUUCUCUACAUGUGCCUUAUCUAAUGAAAUCAUAGUACACAGAGGAGAGCUCCCGCUUCCCCCUCACCCCUGCAGAAUUCCCUGUUUCCCUGUUAACUCGUCCUGUGUCACACUGUAAAUAAUGAGGGAAGCACAGUCUGGAAUCUGCAAGACCCCUGUGUUACCAGGGCCAAAGCAAAAGCAACCCCAGAUUUCCCCAAAUUUCCGUUUACAGCCACACUGACCCCUGCUGCAGGAGCAGCCCUCCACUGGCUCUGGGAUGUGGAAUGUGCUCCCAGCACCAGGGGUUUUUCCUGGAGAGUGUGCAAUGUGCUUGGGAGGACGAGCUCUUGGAGCCUUCUUAACAGAACAUGACCUGAUGGCAUUGUGAAGCUUUUAGGUGCCUUUGUCUAGUGUCAAAUGUAAUUUUAAAUGUUCUUUGUCGCUUGCCAUCGGAGUGAUGAAAGAACUGCCUGGCGUUGACUCCCUGGAAAUACGAUGGAUGCACCACAGGGUGAGGGCUGAAGGUGGGAUUGGCCACACCUGGGAGCCAGGACAUGGUGCACCUGUGUCCCUCAGUCCUGCCCCUUGCCAUCCUCUUGCCAAAAUUCUUCAAAACCAUUUGAUACCUGCCCGAUUUCAGUGUGUCAAGUUGGAGGUUUUGAAGGAACCAAGAGGAGAAGCGUUGCUGGGGGCUCCACAUCCUACUUCUCUUUGGGAUUUUCCCCUUGGAGAAUCUGGGGGCUGUGUUGAAGCACCCACCCUCAGUCACACUGGAAAUGUUUGAUGCAAGGAGAGGGGGUGCCUGGGAGCCUGCCCACCGGAAUGGUUGGAGCUGGACACCGAAAUCAGACCCUGUUAGCCUGCACUGCCUGAGAUCCCUGUGGAGAUCAAUGCACCUCCAGGUGGGAGCUCCAUCCCAUCCCCUCCCUCCUCUUCAAUGCCAGAAACCGUAAUUCCAGAAAGUCCAACACGCUGCCUGAACAAAUGGCUUAAUUUUUUUCUUUUUUUUUUUUGGACUCCUCUAGAUGUUUUUAAAUGUUUACAUUAGAUUUCUAAAAGUUCUUAACACCAUUAACCCAGCCCUGGCUCCUGGUGUGGUUGGGCGUCACGUGGCGUGUCUGUGUGUGAUGUUUCGUGUCACCUGUGGAGCUCUGGGUUUUGUUUGUGUUUUUCUCCUGAUCACAAGACAAUAAAUGCUCAUCCUGUGCUUGAUGAGGAGAACUGGC
Messenger RNA from Onychostruthus taczanowskii (white-rumped snowfinch), 3690 nucleotides. RefSeq names its product secretory carrier membrane protein 4 (gene SCAMP4). Gene Ontology annotation, cellular component: recycling endosome membrane; trans-Golgi network membrane. The record is from RefSeq and is a predicted model, not a curated record. Gene Ontology annotation, biological process: protein transport. NCBI's taxonomy places the organism in Eukaryota, Metazoa, Chordata, Aves, Passeriformes, Passeridae. The transcript has 8 exons. Bases 233 to 922 code for a protein of 229 amino acids.